CCGCCCGCCAAUCUUGAUGAGAACACAGACCAUGGGUGGAGCGAGGGCUUUGUGGGGCCGGAGGCUUGUCGCCUGGGAAUAUGACGCAAAUUCCUUUAUCGCCAUUCGCCCGUUGACUUUUUCUUCGCCGUCGGCUCGGUCGGAGAUCUUGUCACUCGGCGGCGAAUCGAGUCUUGGCUGAAUAACCAACAUAUCUUCCUGCUGCUUGCGGCUCUAUCCUAUCCUAUUCUCCACCGGCCAUGUGCCGUACCUUCGUUUAGAGUACCUGUCUCGAUCGUUGUUCCAACCCGACACCUACCAACAAGGCCCCAGUCAGAAGCCCCUCAUCGCCAUGACGAACAAGCUCCUGCGGACCUCCGCCCUGGUCCUGUCGCGCCCGCGGCCGGUGAGGACCUACCGCCUCCCUAGCUUAAGCGAUCUCGCCACCAAGCGCGCCGCGCAUACCGGCGCAUUAUCGUCUGUUUUCGCGCCGUCGUCGCAAAGACCCAGGAUACGGCCCGCCCACCACCGGCCGCCCUGGGAGCAGCUGAGCGGCGCGGGCCGCGGGAGGCGGACCAUCUUCAUUCAGAACGAAACGACGCCGAACCCGGACGCGCUCAAGUUCCUGCCGAACCACCAGAUUCUCCCCGAAGGCAUCUCGACACCCUUCAUCGAGUACCUGAACCCGCGGUCGACCAUCGCACCCCCCUACCCGUCGCCGCUUGCGGCGCAGCUCAUGAACGUGGACGGCGUCAUCUCGGUCUUUUACGGCACGGACUUCAUCACCGUGACCAAGGCGCCCGACGCCAACUGGGCCCACAUCCGGCCCGAGGUCUUCUCGCUCAUCACCGAGGCCAUCACGUCCGGGCAAAAGAUCGUCAACGUGGUCGAGCGCGAGGCCGGGGCGGCGCCGGACGCGCAGGAGACAUCCGGGGAGCAGGACAGCCUCAGCUACAACGAAAACGACAGCGAGGUCGUGGGCAUGAUCAAGGAGCUGCUCGAGACCCGCAUCAGGCCCGCGAUCCAGGAGGAUGGAGGCGACAUCGAAUACCGCGGCUUCGAGGACGGCAACGUCCUGCUGAAGCUCCGCGGCGCCUGCCGGACGUGCGACUCGAGCACAGUCACCCUCAAGAACGGGAUCGAGGGCAUGCUCAUGCACUAUAUUGAGGAGGUCAAAGGCGUUAUCCAGAUUCUAGACCCGGAGGAGGAGGUCGCAGCGAAAGAGUUUGCCAAGUUCGAGGAGAAGUUGAAGGCUCAGAAGGGCGAGGUUCCCCCUUCGACGGUCGGGAAGGGAAGCCUGGACACGGUCCCUGGUUAAAAUAACACUCACCGUGCAACCGGGGGACGCGCAUGGCGCUUGGAUAGAUAGAAUGCGUGCUGUGUACGAGAGAAACUGUGCUUUAUUGGCGCCCUGCGGAAAUGGUGAUUCUGGUUUGGACACCACGUGCUGUGGGUUCUCCGCGGCUCGGGGGUCUUUAAGACGGGCAUUGCAGCUCGCACAUUCAUGUGUCAUGCAUUGCGCCUGCAGAAGCCAAUUCAGCCAUAUGGCCGAGCUACUGCAGGGCACCACGAGGAAGCGAGGAAGGGUGGGUUUCGCGUACACCUAGACGCCCAUCCCCAAGCUUUUUUUUUUUUCCCUUUCCUCCUUUCUCAUUUUGCUGGGGGUUUUUUUUUGGUGCUCUCCCAAUGUUUGUUCGUCAAAAUGUCAGCCGUUGUCAAGCUCCUUGGCGGGAAGCUAGGGGCGUGAAUCUAUGAAUCCUCGGAGGGCGCCAAUUGGACAGCGAGUGGGCGCUGACGAGAAUCCGGGGUAAGGCUCCAAAGCGGGAAGAGGGGAUGAGGAUGGAAGAUGGAAACGGAACAAGCGGCGAGAACCAACCGUUAUUCCUACUGCAAUUUUCGCUAUAUUCGGGGUUUAUGCAUUCGCUGUUCUUAUUUUCCUCUUCUCUUUUUAGAGCAGAUUCUUUGGCCUUUGAGGUGAGGUGGCUGGGACACUCGCGAUAUCAGGUGGCGCCCCAGGACAACC
This is a messenger RNA of Gaeumannomyces tritici R3-111a-1, 2002 nucleotides long. Its product is annotated as HIRA-interacting protein 5. Gene Ontology annotation, cellular component: mitochondrion. The record is from RefSeq and is a predicted model, not a curated record. Bases 332 to 1297 code for a protein of 321 amino acids. Gene Ontology annotation, molecular function: iron-sulfur cluster binding; iron ion binding. Gene Ontology annotation, biological process: iron-sulfur cluster assembly. NCBI's taxonomy places the organism in Eukaryota, Fungi, Ascomycota, Sordariomycetes, Magnaporthales, Magnaporthaceae. The transcript has 2 exons.